Haliotis rufescens (red abalone) is the source of this 4115-nucleotide messenger RNA. Its product is annotated as neutral ceramidase-like. NCBI's taxonomy places the organism in Eukaryota, Metazoa, Mollusca, Gastropoda, Lepetellida, Haliotidae. Bases 28 to 2151 code for a protein of 707 amino acids. Gene Ontology annotation, molecular function: N-acylsphingosine amidohydrolase activity. The transcript has 19 exons. The record is from RefSeq and is a predicted model, not a curated record. Gene Ontology annotation, cellular component: extracellular region. Gene Ontology annotation, biological process: long-chain fatty acid biosynthetic process; ceramide catabolic process; sphingosine biosynthetic process.
CGAAUCACAUGUCGCCCCUAGUUCAAAAUGGCGGCUGAUCCUUGGAAGAGGUGUGUUUAUGUGCUCUCUAUAUGCUGUAGUGUUUGGGGUCUAGUUUCUCCAAGUUCUAAUGGAAAUGACGCCACUAACUUCCUUAUCGGGACAGGGAUCGGUGACAUCACCGGACCAGCUGCUGAAGUGAACAUGAUGGGUUAUGCCAAUCCUUCACAAACAAGCAAUGGCAUCCAUCUGCGCCAGUAUAGUCGAGCGUUUGUGUUUGCUGACAGUGGCAACAAGACUCGGACUGUAUUUGUGAGCACAGAUUCUUGCAUGGUCUCUGAAGAUGUCAAACUAGAGGUUGUGAAGAGGCUGCGCAGUGAGUAUGGGAGCCUGUACACAGAGAGGAAUCUGUGCAUCAGUGGUAUACACACUCAUUCUGGACCCGCAGGCUUCCACCAGUACCUGUUGUUUGAGAUUACCUCCCUUGGAUUUGUCAAUCAGUCCUUUGUAGCUCUGGUAGAUGGCAUUGUUGAUAGUAUCCGCAUGGCCCAUAGCACUGUCCGUCCUGGCAACAUUUUCAUCAACAGCGGGGAACUACUGAACUCCAACAUCAACCGCAGUCCUGCUGCAUAUGCCAACAACCCAGAAGCAGAGAGAAAGAGGUAUAAGUACAAUGUUGACAAGAACAUGACUGUUCUGAAGAUGGUGGAUGCUGAAGGAAAGGACAUUGGCAUGAUCAGCUGGUUUGCUGUGCACUGUACAAGUAUGAACAACACGAAUGGCCUGAUCAGUGGCGACAACAAGGGCUACGCCUCUCAGCUGGCAGAGGAAAUUAUGAACAACGGCGCACAACCAGGAAAGGGAGCGUUUGUUGCUGCAUUCGCGCAGAGCAAUGAAGGAGACGUGUCCCCUAAUACUAAAGGCCCCCACUGCAUUGACAGUGGUCUGCCAUGUGAUAUACUGACAAGCACCUGCCAUGGCAAGAACGAGCUGUGCAUUGCAGCGGGUCCUGGCCGAGAUAUGUUCGAGAGCACCAAGAUCAUCGGAGAGAAUCAAUACAACAAGGCCAUGGAGCUGUACCAUGCUGCCACCAUCAUGCUGUCGGGCCCUGUAGAUUUCCGACACACAUAUGUUGAUAUGACAGAUGUAGAUGUGGCAGUCAAUGGUACAACUGUGAAGACCUGCAAGCCAGCCAUGGGCUACAGUUUUGCCGCUGGCACCACCGAUGGACCGGGAAUGUUUGAUUUUAAACAGGGAUCAACAUCAACUAACCCUCUUUGGAAUUUGAUACGAGAUUUCAUCAAAACUCCGACUCCUGAUCAAGUUUCAUGUCAUGCCCCUAAACCAAUACUGCUGGAUACUGGCGAGAUCAGUUGGCCAUAUCCUUGGCAACCAGCAAUUGUUGACGUCCAGAUACUCCGACUUGGCCAGCUUGCCAUCAUUGCAGUACCAGCAGAAUUCAGUACAAUGUCAGGGCGCAGGACAAGAGAUGCUGUCGCAGCGACUCUGGUAUCCGGUGGCUUCCCUCAAGACACAGUGCCAAUAAUAGCUGGACUGUCCAACACCUAUGCUGAUUAUGUGGCUACUUUUGAGGAAUAUCAGGUCCAGCGCUAUGAGGGAGCAUCCACUACAUACGGGCCUCACACUCUACAGGCAUACAUACAGACCCUAGUAGGACUAGCACAGGAUAUGACCAAAGGCACACCCUCCCCUCCUGGCCCUGACCCCCCUAAUCUGCUUGACCGCCAACUGUCCUUCCUGCCGCCGGUCAUCUUUGACGCAGCUCCAGCAGGCACGACAUACGGGGAUGUGGUCGUCGAUGUUCAGCAGGAGUAUAAGCAGAACUCGACAGUAACGGUAUCCUUCAUCAGUGGUGAUCCAAGAAAUGCUCUAAAGAGAGAUGAGACAUUCCUGACGGUGGAGAGACAGCGAUCAGCGACGGAGUGGGACGUCAUCUUCACUGACUCCAGCCGACACACCAGGUUCUACUGGCAUCACACAAAUUAUAUCCUGGGUGAAAGUGAGGCUGAGGUCACCUGGAACAUCCCAGCCAGUCAGGAGCCAGGAACAUAUCGCAUCAAACAUUUUGGAGAUCACAAGAACAUCCUCGGGGCAAUAACAGCCUUCUCGGGGACAUCAAGCUCCUUUCAAGUGAAGGCUACAAGCAAUUGACCAGUACUGUCUCUCCUGUAGAUGUGUGAAGUUAGGACAUAGCAUGGAAAAAGUGUGGUACACAAUUGUACAUGAUUUCUUUCUGUUAGAAGAUUUAUAAUACAUUGUUAAUAAUAGAUGAUUCUGUUGAAGGAAACUGAAAAUAAAUAGCACUUAAAUGAAAUUCUCCAAGUUCAUAAUAUCAUGAAUUGAACGUUUAUAUGCAUUUGAUAUUCUGAUAAGAUUAAGAUGUAUAAAUGUGUUUUGGCUAUUUAUUUUUAUCAAUAUUCUUAUAGUUGAUGGUGUCUUUUAAGUAUUAUUUAUCAAAUGGAAGAAAAUAUUCCUGCACUUACUAUGCAGUUUGUAGCUCAAUUGGAUUGACUGUGAUAUCGAGACAGUUGCUGAAACAGGUUUUUGGAUUCAUCCUGAAGAUUUGUUUGUUUAAAGAUGAUGAUCUUUCAUGGAAUAGAGUACACGCUGUUGUGAGAGAUAGGUUUUACUGGUUUUAUUCAAAAUGAUGUAUCCAAUGCUUCUUAUUCAGGUGAUAUUUCUAGAUGAAAUUUGUCAUAGAGAUCAGUCUAGUGGUGGACUGGUGCCUUUUGAUGAUUUGUGAUUUUGAAAAAUACUGAAGAACAUUAUUCUUUUCUUCACUGAACUGAAGGUAUCCAUUGGCUAUGAACCCAAAAUUGGGUUAAAGUUGCCAAACUCCAUUUUUGAAUUGCACCAGACCGGGGAUAUGUCAUCUCCAGAUGACUCUUGUUCCAAAUGGUGUAUCCACAGUCUCCUGUUAAGGUGAUAUGAAGCAUACAUAUGGAACUAGCAGUAACGUUUUCCAUCAACACCUUCCCAAUCAGGGCCCUAUAUGUCUGCAUGCUCCUAGUGCAUGUCAUAAUGUUUCAAAAUGGAGUUUAACCCAUACUUCUCCACACAACAUUGAUCUUUGAACACAUUGAAUACCUCUCAGCUUUAUGUAUCCACCGUAUCAGCAGUCCCUGUGUUACGUGGAAUUUGUCAUGCUUUUUGGGGCUUGAUGUCAUCAAACAGUGGGUACUUCAAGUUUAGGUGUUCAUGUUUCAACUUGGAUAUAUUUUUGGUAUCAGGGUGAAACCUGGUUUUGUCUGCUGCAAAUAGGUUUUCAUGUGAACAUGCACCUGGUGCAAGUUAAAUCAUGUUUCUUAAAUCGAGCCUUGCCAAUUGAAAUGAGUACAUGUGCCUUAGAAUGCCUUCACUGAGUGUUUUAACUGAUAGUAUACUACUCUUCAAAUGCUAAGGAUCAAAAUAGUCGUCUUUAGUCAAAGGUGUGGUCCUUAGCAAAUGUUAAGUAGUAUAGCUGCCUCCGGUUCUAUACUGCUUUCAACACUGACUGCUCACAUAUAGAGGUACUUGCCAGCACUCUUCUCAGGGAUGAAUAAGAUCUAUCUCAGGUUACAGAGCGCUGUGAAGGACACAUAGUGUCCAUUCAUAUGCAGCAGCAGCAGUGUCAGUAAUUUAUUUUGUAAAGUGUCUUCUCUUGAUAUUCUAUUUUUAUUCUAUUUAAUAUUAAUGUUAGGCAACUAUGCUAAUAACACACUGAUGGGAUCGGGUGGUCAGGCUCACCGACUUGGUUGAUGCAUGUCAUCGAUCCCAAUUGCGUGGAUCGAUGCUCAUGUUGUCAAUCACUGGAUUGUCUGGUCCAGACUCGAUUAUUUACAGACCGCCGUCAUAUAGCUGGAAUAUUGCUGAGUGCUGCGUUAAACAAGAAACAAACAAACAAUAAUAUUCAUGUUCUUAAAUAGAAGCCUAUCAUUGAAGUAAGUUUAUACAACUGUCAUAUACAUGAAGGGUUUGGAACUUCAGCCGACAUUUUGUACCUUUUUUCUAUGAGCAUGAAUGCUUAAAUGAUAAUUAUUUUGUUACAGUAUUUUACUGAUGUGUUGUUGUCUGAAUACGAUUUGUUGAUUUAUAAUAUGGACGUUUAUUUGAUUAAAAAAAUGUUACACACGCUA